Penicillium salamii is the source of this 1395-nucleotide messenger RNA. The record is from the annotation of a GenBank genome assembly. NCBI's taxonomy places the organism in Eukaryota, Fungi, Ascomycota, Eurotiomycetes, Eurotiales, Aspergillaceae.
AUGCCUACACCAAUUCCCCAGCCCCCAGGGCUUCCAAUUCUUGGAAAUUUAUUAGACAUGACCCCCGGUAAUGUCUGGGCCUCUCUGAACAGAUUGGCGACCGCACAUGGAGGUGCUGGCAUAUUCAAAAUCACAGUACUUGGCAAGCAGCUCGUCUUCAUCACAAAUGCCGCUCUACUAGAGGAGAUUUGCGACGAGAAGCGCUUUCGAAAAAGUAUCACAGGACCUAUUGUAGAGAUUCGGCGCUUGGCCAACGAUAGUCUGUUUACUGCCUACGACUAUGAGCAGAGCUGGGGCAUCGCACAUCGAAUUAUGGCUCCCUUUGUUGUGCCCGAGGCUGUCAAGGCGAUGCAUACGGAUAUCGAGAUCACAACAAACGAUCUGAUCAAGAAAUGGACCUCCGCGAACGAUACCCAUGUGGAUGUCUCGAAUGAUUUGGACAGACUCAACCAUGCCGCCAACAUGCAGUGUUUUUUCACCCAGCACGUCGACUGUGUCUUGGGCAAGGAGCCCCCCGUGCUCAAAGCCAUGCUAGACACAACAUUUGAAGCUGUUCGUCGACCCUCACGACCGAAACUCCUCACUUGGCUCCGUUAUCAGUCCAAGUUCGAAAAGGACAUCAAGAUCGUCCGUGAGUAUUGUGCAGAGGUCAUAGCCCACCGACGCGCAAACCCCGUUGAAAAAAUCGAUCUACUCCACGCCUUACUUCAUGGAAAGGAUCCAGAGACCAGUGAAUCACUCCCAGAUAGCCGGGUUAUCGAUGAAAUUAUCAACAUCUUCAUCGGAAGUGCUACAACACCAAACCUAGUCACAUUUGCCCUUUACUAUCUCGCCAAGAAUCCCAGCGAGAUCACUCGGGCUCGCGAGGAAAUUGAUUCCAUCGUCAGUCCCUCGGGUGAGCUGCAACAAUCCGAUAUUGCGCAGCUGUCAUACUGUGAGGCAAUUCUUCGCGAGUCCUUCCGUCUUUGUGCCACGGCACCAGGAUUCAAUAUUGAGCCUUUACCCACCGAUGGACCUGUCUUGCUUGGUGGGGGAGAGUACGAAGUUCCCAAGACUCAGACAAUGAUCGUGAUUCUCUCUGCAGUCAAUCGUGAUCGAGCUAUUUUUGAGAACCCUGAUGCUUUCAAACCGGAGCGUAUGCUAGGUGAAUCGUACGAUCGGCUUCCUGCUGGUGUGAAGAAAGGGUUUGGAAACGGCAAGCGUGAGUGCUAUGGGAGAAAUUAUGCAUGGGAAUGGUCUCUUUAUGUCCUGAUUCGUAUCAUCAAGGAUGUGGAUUUCGAGUUGGCGGAUAAGAAUUACACCUUUGACAUGGAAGGGAAGAAUUUCAAUGGAGCUUUCACUGUGAAGCCCUACGGGAUGUUUGCAUCUACCAAGAGGAGAAAUGCGUCUGCUUGA